Molecule: messenger RNA, 1359 nt
Organism: Phragmites australis (common reed)
Lineage: Eukaryota; Viridiplantae; Streptophyta; Magnoliopsida; Poales; Poaceae
Exons: 3
Coding region: 102-938 (278 amino acids)
Biological process (GO): phospholipid homeostasis; membrane assembly; plasma membrane organization
Cellular component (GO): plasma membrane
Source: RefSeq, a predicted model, not a curated record
UUGGUAGCGUGCGGGCCCCCAAUGGGUUAGGUCGAGGCAGAGCCGAGCGAGCGGUGCGGGUGCGGUUCACCGUCCGCCACGACGAGUCGACGCCGAACCCGAUGGCGCCCCACCGCGCCGGAGGCGCCUCGAGUGGCGGCGACACGAGCGCGUUCUUCGCGGCGACGCUGGUGCUGUGGGCGGUGUCGGUGGGGUUUGAGAUCGGCGUGCGGGGGCGACGCGAGCUGGCGCCCGUGGCCGCCGGGUUCGCCUUCUUCCAGGCCGCCAACGCUGCGGUCCGCGCCGCGGUCUCACACGACCCCCUCUUCGUCAACACCGCCGUCUCGCUCCUCCACUCCUCCCUCACCUCCGCCUCCGUUAUCUUUGUUCUUGUCAACCAAUGGCGUAACAAGGGCCUCAAGAACAUGUUUGAGCAUGAAGAACUAUUUGGUGGCAGUUGGAUUGGAGCAUAUUCUGCUCUGUGCUUUUCAUGUGGCUACUUUGCUUAUGACCAAUUGGACAUGCUCCGUUACCGACUAUACAGCGGAUGGAUUCCUGGAAUUCUCAUGCAUCACCUGAUUCUACUCAUUUGCUUUACACUAGCUCUCUAUAGGAAUGUCACAAUCAACUACCUAAUUCUCUCUCUUGCAUGCGAGCUGCACUCCAUAUUUUUGCAUGUAAGGAAAGUGAGGCGAAUGGCUGGAUUUCGUGACUUCAACAGAAAAAUGGUGAAGCUGGAAUGGGUACUCAACUCAAUUACCUUUGUGACAGCAAGGGUGAUAUGCCAUAUCUUGAUUACAUACAAACUGAUCACUGAUGCCAACAAGUUUGGUAAGGGCAUCGAGCUUCCACUAGCUCUUUUUGGUAUGGCAGGGAUGAAUCUGCUCAAUAUAUUUUUAGGGUUUGAUCUAUUUAAAGCGUACGGACGAGAAAAAAAUCAGCAGAGGCAUCGGGACUGAAUGUGCCUUCCUUGAUGGUGUUCUCUAAAUUUUGACAAGGUUACAAUUGUGCUCGUAAAGACAGAGAGGUAUGUUCAAGUCUUGAUUAGCCUCUACACUGGAGGGUAACGGUUUAUCUAUGUAUACUUCUUUAUGUGUUUAACUCGUACUCCGUACCAAGAUAAGAUCACUACCAGAAAGGUUUCAUUGCCAGUAUGUGUAUUACCUCGUAGACGUCACAUUAUGAUUUAUUAGGAGAAUAUGCAGAUGGGCGACCUGGAUGCAGCAUUUAUACGGAUUGCAAGUAGAAAGAAGGAAAGUGUAUUAAACCCUUUCCCCCCAAAUCUCAUCUUAUGUACUAGAUGCCUUGGCAACUUGCAAAGUGACCCUAGAAGGCUACAAUAUAAUAAUGUCUCAAUGUGAAGUACAUCUUGUUCAGUUA